AUGGUCACUGUUCAGGACCGUUGCUGUCGGGUUGAUAUAGGGGUCACUGCUGCAUGACUACCGCAGUUUCAGAGAAGCCGUUGGUGAGAAGAGUCGCAUUUCCAAACCCAUACGGAUAUUCAUUUUCUCUUUUGCCAUCCCUUUUGACAUUUUACUUCACACAAAAUGGCUUCUGAACUCACAGAGGAGCAAAUCGCUGAAUUCAAAGAGGCUUUCUCCCUUUUUGACAAGGAUGGUGAUGGCACCAUCACAACCAAGGAGUUGGGUACUGUGAUGAGAUCACUUGGUCAGAACCCUACUGAGGCUGAGCUUCAAGACAUGAUCAAUGAAGUGGAUGCUGAUGGUAAUGGCAAUAUCGACUUUCCCGAAUUCUUGACGAUGAUGGCUAAGAAGAUGAAGGAAACAGACAGCGAAGAAGAGAUCAGAGAAGCUUUCAGAGUCUUCGACAAGGAUGGAAACGGUUUCAUCAGCGCUGCCGAGCUACGUCACGUGAUGACAAACCUUGGUGAGAAGUUGACAGACGAGGAGGUCGAUGAAAUGAUCAGGGAAGCCGAUGUCGAUGGUGACGGCCAGGUCAACUAUGAAGAGUUCGUUUCAAUGAUGACCAAGGAAUAAGCGAUCGCGAUGAUAUCUAUCAUGUCUAUAAAGAACAUUUUUACAUUUCUAUCACCUUGAAAACCUACUAUUUGAACCAUUAUUAUGACGUCACUUAGUAUGGUUGCUAUUUUUACACCUUGAUUUGAAUUCGUGCCGGGAUGUCGACACGAAUGUAAGCAUCAUCAUUUUGACCAGUUGGGGGCCACAUACAUGUGGUACUGUG
Molecule: messenger RNA, 820 nt
Organism: Strongylocentrotus purpuratus (purple sea urchin)
Lineage: Eukaryota; Metazoa; Echinodermata; Echinoidea; Camarodonta; Strongylocentrotidae
Product: calmodulin-A
Exons: 6
Coding region: 166-615 (149 amino acids)
Molecular function (GO): calcium ion binding; enzyme regulator activity
Source: RefSeq, a predicted model, not a curated record